AUGAGACUCCUAAUCUGUGUUCUUUAUCUUGCUGUGUUUGGUCCUGCACAAUGUGGGAAUAUUUUAGUUUGGCCUACUAGAGGCAGUCACUGGAUCAAUCUGAAGAUCAUUUUGGAAACGGUGAUUGGCAAGGGACACAAUGUCACAGUUCUGGUGCCGAAUCCCUCUCCCUUCAUGGAUACCAAAGAAUCAGAUCGCUUCUCCUACCAGCACUUCAGUGUGUCCAUGACCACACAGGACAUGCAAGACUUCCUUAAUGAACUUGUACAUUUCUCAGUGUAUGAGAUCGAUCAGUUAAACUUACUGCAGAUUCAGAUUAAAUUCUACGAGCUUGCUUCCAAACAUCAGGAUAUGGCUUUGUCAUACUGUGACGGUAUUCUGAAAUCACCAGAGUUGAUGGACAAAUUGCGGAAUGGAAAGUUUGAUGUUGUUCUUUCAGAUCCGCACUUCCCGUGCAGCGAUAUUGUGGCUGAAAAGCUGAACGUUCCCUUGGUUUACACUUUCCAGUUCUCCAUUGCUCACAUUGUAGAGCGUAUGUGUGGUCAAAUACCAUCUCCACCGUCAUAUGUUCCCGCAGGCAUGAUUAAACUCACAGACAAGAUGAGCUUUACAGAACGAAUCAUCAAUAUGCUGUUUUACCUUUCUCAAGAUGCCUUUGCCAUUUUGGUGUGGAAAGGAAUGGACAACUAUUACACUGAAUAUUUUGGUGAGUUAAAGCAAUGUUCUGAAUUCAAUACUAGUUCACACACAAAUGAAAAUGCUGUUUACUCUCCUAAUGUAGUUACAAACCCAUAUGCUGUUAUUUUUUUUUUCAAUGGAACAGAAAAGGAUCAUUUUGAAGGAUCUUCACUCAUACAAAGAAAAUGUAUCUAUCAAUUUCCAAUGAGGACAAUAAAAAAAGCUCCAUAAAAUAGUCCAUAUUUCAUGUGCACUAUAUUCCGGGUUGGAAUGUUCUGGUUCUGAAAGAUGAGCUUUACAGAGCGAAUCAUCAAUAUGCUUGUCUGCUUA
This is a messenger RNA of Sinocyclocheilus anshuiensis, 1008 nucleotides long. RefSeq names its product UDP-glucuronosyltransferase 2A1-like. The record is from RefSeq and is a predicted model, not a curated record. The transcript has a single exon. Gene Ontology annotation, molecular function: glucuronosyltransferase activity. Bases 1 to 909 code for a protein of 302 amino acids. Lineage: Eukaryota; Metazoa; Chordata; Actinopteri; Cypriniformes; Cyprinidae.